AUGAUCGGACUUGUUGGAUUUGAUGGAAUGGAAUCUCCAACGCCACCUUCUAUCUCGCUUAUAUGGCCGUGGCUGCUUUGGCGCAUUUGGAAAUCGAGGAAUGAUCUCUGCUACAAUAGCAAAUCGUAUGAUGCUCAGGAGGUCGUAACAAAAACUCUCGAUGAUGUUAAGGAAUGGUUUGACAACCAACCCCAAGGCCGUGUGCCCCAAACUCGCAAUGCAGCCGCUCCUCAGCGAUGGAAACCACCAACUGGAGGCACUUUUAAAUGUAACUCUGAUGCCUCCUGGAAACUUGGAUCAGAUAAAUGCUCAGUUGGCUGGAUUCUCAGAGACAGCACGGGAAACGGGAAAUGGUUUGGAGAAAAAGUCUAUCCAACUUUGCUCUCCAGCCUUGAAGCGGAAGCGGCUGCUAUGGUUUGGGCGAUGAGAGUCCUGGACAAUAUGGGUUAUGGAGAGGUUGUAUUCGAAACAGAUUCCCAAGUACUAUUUCAGGCAAUAAAGGAUCCACAACAAUGGGCAAGACUAGCGAGUUAUGUAAACGAUAUCAAGGGGCCGUGGAGGAAUCUGAAGCCUUCUUUUAGUACAUGUGGAAGGGAAGCAAAUGGGAGUGCAGAUCUUAUUGCAAAAACAGCUUUCCCUUUUUCUAUUUACCAUGCUUGUUUGGAGUGUAGUAUCCCAUCGUGGCUUAGUCCAUCGAUUGAGUUGGAGAAACAAUAUGUAAUGUCUCAGUAUUAA
Microthlaspi erraticum is the source of this 735-nucleotide messenger RNA. Lineage: Eukaryota; Viridiplantae; Streptophyta; Magnoliopsida; Brassicales; Brassicaceae. The record is from the annotation of a GenBank genome assembly.